AUGGUCAUGUGUGUUGAGAAUGUAUGCGGACACGAGCGAUGUGAUCUUUGGCUAUGUUUGCUCGGGGGAGAUAGCCCCCACCAUGCAGUGGGCACGAACGAGCUUGGUUGCUUCCUGGCGCCUUUGAUUGCGCGGAUCGAAGUGCGACCCCUACGCAGCAUCGCCCAAGGAGAUUUCUUAUCGCUCAUGGAGUUCAUAAGGGAUACUCACCGUACAAACGUCAUGCACCAGGGUUUGUCUUUGGCACAGAUCCAGACAGCCAUGCCGCAACCAGCCCGGGGAAAGCUGUUCAAUACGUUUGUCUCAGUCACUCCAUCGUUGGAGCUUGCCUCGUUCUUGCAUUUCGAACCUCUGGACAGUUCAACCGACAACGAGUUCGACUUGUCGCUCGUCGUGGCUACGGGCACAAUAACUUCGGUAGGGCUGGAGUAUGAUCCGCGCUACAUCGACAAGAGCCAUGCAGAGAGUGUUGCACACUCUGUAGAAUAG
Molecule: messenger RNA, 489 nt
Organism: Fulvia fulva
Lineage: Eukaryota; Fungi; Ascomycota; Dothideomycetes; Mycosphaerellales; Mycosphaerellaceae
Exons: 2
Coding region: 1-489 (162 amino acids)
Source: RefSeq, a predicted model, not a curated record